UUAACAAACCCAUAUAUACAAAACCCACCACCUUUCCAUUCUAUACUUCACCAUGUAUUGCACAAAAUCAAUCCCUCUUCUUAUCUUACUUUUCUUUCUUAACCUUCACGUAGCCACAGCCGCAAAACCACUCUACAAUAUUUGUUUUAGCCAAGACAACUACACCAACAACGGCCCUUAUCGUAACAAUUUGGAUGUUUUACUAAGUUUCUUAGCCAUCAAAGCUCCUCCAACCGGAUUCGGGCUCGGAUGGUUUGGAGAAGCACAAAACUACGUAAGCGGACUCGCUCUAUGCCGGGGCGACGUCUCGAGCCCAGAUUGUAAAACUUGUAUCGACGAUGCUGGUAAAGAGCUUCUCCAACGCUGCCCGAAUAAAAAAGGAGCAAUAAUUUGGUACGAUUAUUGUUUGUUAAAAUACUCAAAUGUCAACUUCUUCGGUAAAAUCGACGACGACAACAAGUUCUACUUGUUGAAUGUGAACGAUGUGGAAGGUGAUCCAGAGGUGUUUUAUGAGAAAGUGAAGGAGUUAUUGAGUGGUUUGGCUAGUAAGGCUCAGGGUUCGCAGAAACUAUACGCGACCGGGGACCUUGAGCUGCAGAAAUUCAAGAAGUUGUAUGGGUUGGCUCAGUGUACAAGAGAUCUAUCGAGUGUUGAUUGUAAGAAAUGUCUAGAUGACGCAAUAAGAGAUCUUCCCGGGUGUUGUUUUGGAAAAAGAGGUGGGAGGACUGUGGGUGGGAGUUGCAAUGUUAGAUAUGAACUUUAUCCCAUUAUUGAUCCAUAGACUAUAUAUGUAUCAUGGCCUAAUUGGGGUUAAGCACUAAAAAUAUAGUGUCUCUAUUUUGUGUGUUAAUGAAAGAAUGGAAUGGCUAGUAGCCUAGUACUGUUGUUUUUUUGCCAA
Tripterygium wilfordii is the source of this 898-nucleotide messenger RNA. RefSeq names its product cysteine-rich repeat secretory protein 38-like. The coding region runs from base 53 to 781 and encodes 242 amino acids. The record is from RefSeq and is a predicted model, not a curated record. The transcript has a single exon. Lineage: Eukaryota; Viridiplantae; Streptophyta; Magnoliopsida; Celastrales; Celastraceae.